AUGAAAUACGCUGUGGACGCGGGUAUCAUCAAAUGCAUAUGCGGGUUUGACGAGGACGACGGUUUCACCAUCCAGUGCGAAUCCUGUAACGUGUGGCAACACGCCGUGUGUGUGGGAAUCGGCUCCGAGGCGGAGGUUCCAGACGUGUAUCUCUGUGACCAGUGUGGACCUCGAGAACUGGAUGUCAAAGCUGCCCAUGAGAAACAAAAGACUCGCCUGGAGACUAUCAAACAGAUGCAGGAAAAGAAACGAAGGAAAGAAUCGGAAGAGAAGGAGGGCCAGUCAAAUGGUGACGCGUCUGCAACUACCCAGGCCACGCAGACUCCUCCAGUGGCCCCCUCUAGAGAAUCAACGGAACAGCCCAACAAUGAGGAAAACGACUACCAUUUCGAUUACACUGUGAUCCCCAGAAAUACCGUGGACCCGGAAGUCAAGGAUUAUCUUGCCAAGUUGGCCAAUGAGGAAAUUAUUGACAAGGACAUCAGUUACAUGUCUCUAUCGGAGUAUUCAAAGAUUGUCAAGCCUAAGAUGACCUUAAAGCUGUUCCAAGACAAUCCAAAGUCCAAGUUCUGUGGCUUUUCUAAGCAUGGACUUGUGGCCAAUCAGCCUAUUCAGAAAGACCGCUUCAUCAUCGAGUACGUGGGUCAUGUUUCACAUAAGGACCAGUACAAGGCAGACCCAAUCAACCAGUAUCGCAUCCAUCCAGUGCCCAAAUCGUCAGUCUUGUUCCAUCCAACGCUUCCUCUAGUGAUAGAUGGUCGUCUUGUAGGCAAUGAUGCGCGGUUCAUGCGCCGUUCGUGCAAUCCAAACUGCAGAGUGGCGACUGUCGUGGUUAACAACACCGAUAUCAUUUUUGUCGUGUUUGCAACUGAACCAAUCAAGCCAGGUACGGAGUUGACACUCGCAUGGGAAUGGGACACUCAUCACCCCGUGCAAAAGAUGCUUCAUGGCACUGAAAUCGACCAGCUCACCCCCCAAGAGAAACUGUGCCUGGGCAACAUGGUAGAGACAAUUCUGCAACGAACAGAGUGCUCCGACCCCACAAAUUCUCAGUGCAUUUUGCAGAAAAUGAAGAAAUGCGUGUCUGCAAACCCCCGAUCUGUGCGAGGCUCGAAAACAAGAGCUCUUAACCUUCUUAAAGAGACGAAUGGCGAGGGAGGCUCUUCGUACGAAGAUUCGGGCAAGUCGUCAUCAGCAUCACCCAACCCGGAGCUCCUUCCUGGCUCUCAGGAGCUCAGUGUGGGUUUUGGAAUUGGCUCGUCGUACAAAGGUUAUGGAGGUUACGGAGGCAUUCAGUUCCCGUCUCCUGUGCCUCCCACUUGCAUGGACUAUCUCGAUAAGUUGGACGACGAGCAUCGCACCAUUGCUCUGGAUUACAUUGAGGCGUUUGCAUACGUGGACCCGCCUUACUACGAAAGAGUACAGGAGCCGGUGUCUGUGCCCAGAACUCCCAAGUCACCGUUCCUUUCGCCAUCACUGAAACGAAAAGAAGCUCCUGAGCGAGAUGAUCAGAUCUCUAAAGAGACCCAGACCGUACCCAUUGACAAACGACUACGAUCUGGAGAGUCAUCAUCCAUCAAACUCGAGUUUCAAGAUGAACGAAGCGCCGCUACUUCAGAAGAGGAUCCCAUCCAGCCAAGAACCAUCCCGUUUAAAACCAACCUUUACCGAAUGUAUCAAGUUCGAUCUGCUUGCCCAGAGCCUGCUCCGCCCUCGCCGGUCGUUACAACGUCUUUCAAACGUCUCACUAUGAAGGAAUACUUUGAUCAUCCUACAGGCACUCCCUCAAAAGAAAUCAAGCCAAAGGUGGAAGAGAAGGGCUCUGAAUCGCCUGUCGACGAUCGUCGAAACAGUGGAGCCAAGAAGGGCAAGCUUUCCUUUGCUGACUACAUGAAACAGAAGAAGAGGGGGGCAUAA
Molecule: messenger RNA, 1917 nt
Organism: Yarrowia lipolytica CLIB122
Lineage: Eukaryota; Fungi; Ascomycota; Dipodascomycetes; Dipodascales
Biological process (GO): regulation of DNA-templated transcription
Cellular component (GO): Rpd3L-Expanded complex; Set3 complex
Source: RefSeq, a predicted model, not a curated record